Messenger RNA from Gigantopelta aegis, 4643 nucleotides. RefSeq names its product ceramide glucosyltransferase-like. The transcript is spliced from 9 exons. The coding region runs from base 61 to 1254 and encodes 397 amino acids. Gene Ontology annotation, biological process: glucosylceramide biosynthetic process. Gene Ontology annotation, molecular function: ceramide glucosyltransferase activity. Gene Ontology annotation, cellular component: membrane. The record is from RefSeq and is a predicted model, not a curated record. Lineage: Eukaryota; Metazoa; Mollusca; Gastropoda; Neomphalida; Peltospiridae.
UCUCGCAUGCCAGUGGGUUUAGUCCUUCUGCAUCAUUCAUAACCAAAUCAUCAUGUCGAUAUGUCUGUAGGCCACAUCGUGGUAAUAUGUAUUGCUAUCGUAAUCUUAAUAGGAUGGCUCUUCGAAUGGUGUGUUCACUUUAUGGCCCUCAUAUAUGGAAAAUGGAACCUUCACCACAUGAACGAGCCCUUGUCACCUGAAGACAUUGUAGGGGUCAGCAUCAUUAAACCACUGACGGGUGUUGAUCCAAACCUGAAAAUCAAUCUCGAAACUUUCUUUACAAUGAAAUAUCCUUUGUAUGAACUACUAUUUUCAGUAGAAAAUGAUAACGAUCCAGCCAUUUUAGUUGUCAAAAGUCUAAUUGAAAGCUAUCCAAACGUAGAUGCCAAACUAUUUAUAGGCAGUCGUUAUGUGGGACCAAAUGGAAAGAUUAACAACAUGAUUAAGCCUUAUGAAGCGUCCAAGCAUGACAUAGUUCUCGUAUCUGACAGUUCUAUCAAGAUGAAGGAAAACACACUGAUGCAGAUGAUGACAUGUUUGAAACCUGACGUGGGAAUGGUACUACAGAUGCCCUUUUGUGAAAACAGAAAAGGAUUUGCUUCUAUUUAUGAAAAGGUUUACUUUGGAACAAUGCAAGCACGGAAUUGUCUAUCUGCCAACCUUGUGGGAAUUAACUGUUCUACAGGAAUGUCAUGUCUCAUGAGAAAGGAUAUUUUAGACCAAGCUGGUGGAAUGGCAACUUUUGGAAAAUAUCUGGCAGAGGAUUACUUUUUUGCAGAAGUUUUUAGAAAAAAUAAUUACAGAGUAGUGCUAUGUGCACUUCCAGCCUUGCAGAAUUCUGGAUCAGCUAAUAUAAAAGAUUUCAACCAGAGACUUGUAAGGUGGUGUAAGCUGCGGUUUGCGAUGCUGCCUCACUUGAUGUUUCUGGAGCCGAUAUCCGAGUGUAUAAUCAUGGGCGUAUGUGCGGCAUUGGCGUUCCAGUAUCUCUUCGACUUCAGCCCCCUCGCCUUCUUCCUCCUUCACGUGCUCGUCUGGUUUCUGCUCGACUAUUUACUCAUCUCGAUGUGUGAGGGAGGACCAUUCCAUAUUACUAAAUUUGAAUUUUUGGCAGCAUGGCUUCUACGAGAGUUUCUUGUUUUCUAUGUGUUUUUUCAAAGUCAAAAAUCUUCGCUGAUAACUUGGCGGAAUAAACACUACAGAUUGCAAUGGGGAGGGUUAGUGGAGGAGGUGUACAGGGAGCAUUCAGCAGUUUGAGUGUCCGGGCAUAAUCACAAUAUCAACAAGUUCCAUUCAGCAGUUUGAGUGUCAGGGCAUAAUUACACAAUAUCAACAAGUUCCAUUCAGCAGUUUGAGUGUUAGGGCGUAAUCACAAUAUCAACAAGUUCCAUUCAGCAGUUUGAAUGUCAGGGCAUAAUCACAAUAUCAACAAGUUCCAUUUUACAGUUUGACUUUACAUUAUUAACUGAGGAGUUAAAAUUAGGAUGUUGACAAGAUCCUUUCAUCAGACAUACGGUAAACAGAAUAUGAACAAGCUCCAUUCAGCAGUUUGACUUUAUGUUAUUACCCGAGGAGUUAAAAUUAAGAUGUCAACCAGAUCCUUCAUCAGACAUAAUUAGAAUAUCAACAAGCUCUAUUUGUCAGAUAGUAUUAUAUCAACAAACUCCUUUUAGCCGAUGCAAUUAGCUCCAUUUAAGAGAUAUAAUAGAGAUGUCAGCAAACUCCAUUCCAGACAUAAUUAGGAUGUCAGCAAACUAGAUCAGAAGACAUAAUUAGGAUAUUGGCAAGCUGCAUUCAGAAGUGCAUCUCUUGUUAUGACUCCACAGUUAUUUUAAUUAGGAUAUUGAGGCUUUAUGAGUUUGGAAUGACUUUUUGAUGCUAGUCUGAAUAUCUAUAAUGACAAUCACUUGUUUUAUAUUGUAUUGGGAUUAUUAGUUACUGUUUAAUAAGCCCAGUCUUAUUUAUUUUACACUAUUUAUAUUAUGAAAGAAGUCAUAAUGACUCGUCUAAUUCCUAUGACCUUCUUACUUCAGUUGUUUAAAACUUAUUGAAUAUAAGGCCAUUCAUUUAAAUUAAAUCGGUUGACUUUAAACUAAAACAAAUAUGAUUGAAUAGGCUUUUUCCUCCUUCACUAUGUAUCUGACCUACAUUUAAACAUUCCAUGGAUAACAGUGGGUGUUUAGCCAUAUCUGUGAAGUUGUGAUAUAUAUUGCUCGGCAUCUUGGAUGUUAUUGAAAAUGUUUGCCCAUAUUUUUAAAAAACUGUCUUAGGGCUAAGAUAUUGUAAAACUGUCAUAGACUAUCGCUAUCAGUCAUACAUUAACUAAAUAGUUAUAUAUUUAUUAUUAUUAUUAUUAUUAUACAACUUCGAUCAUUCCAUUAAUAUUUAACAGGUUUACUGAUCUCUGGUGUGUAUUUGUUAAUGUUUUAAUACAUCUGGGCUGACAUGUUUUUUUUUUUUAGCAGUGAGGUGUUACAAAAUACACUUGAUAAAAAUCUGAAUUAUUGUAAAAACAAUUUGAGAUCUACUGAAUCAUUAGCUCCAAAUGAACUAUUGUGACGUGCUGUCCAUCAAUCUAAACAUAUGUACAUUUGUCCAGUUACAUAAAAUUACUUUGAGCUGUAACAUUUGACUGUGGAUGGAAAUGGGUGGGACAGUUGCUAAUCUCCAACUCUCGGAGCCUAAAUUCAAACACAAAAAGUGGUAAAGUGUUUCUGAAUUGAAUGUAUGAAGCUUUGUGUCCAAUAUAGCACUAAGCUUUAAACAAACCACAGAAGUAUUAAGACAGUUAAACCUGAUUUGGGGUUCCUGUGUAGCUUUCUACACUCUUCAAAAUCCUUUGGGUGUUUCAGUAGAUGUCUAUACUUUAUAAAACUUAAUUGAAUCAAAACUUGCAAUUUGGUACAUACAUGUAUAUCUGGAAUAUGGUUCUUGGACAAAAAUGAAAUGGUCCUACAGAAUCCAGUUUGGUAUCUCACUGGUCUAUAGAGUUAUACUGAAUCUCACAUUCAUAUUGCAAUUUAUUUUGAAAAGUUGUGUUGAUUUCAUUCCAGUCAGGAAAUGGUUGUUGAAAGGAUAUUGUCUUCUCUUCACUGAAUGGUUGUAAAUGGUUGUUUCCGUCUCGUUAAUGAAUGGUUGAAGAAGUUAUAACACAUCAUAGCUCUUUUCAUAGAAUGGUUAGAGAAAUUGUCUUUUAUCCCUCCAUAACAGUUUAAUCAUUUAUACUGUCCGACCAUUUUUCAUUAAAUAAUUUGUACUGUUUGCUCUCUAAUGCUGAAUGGUUGAAGAAAUUGUACUGUGCCCCUUUUAUUCAGCGAAUGGUUGUGAAAAAUUAUACCGUCUCUCCCCUUGUUACUGAAUGGUUACAAUAGGGCAAGCUUUACAUGUAUGCAUUGACAGUUUACUGGUUAUCAUUGUUGAUGUUUGUUUUUGUAUUUGUGUUGAAUGUUCCCCCACACACAGUAUCUGAAUCCUAUAAAGCAACUUGUUUACAAGAGCUUCCCACUGACAGAGAAAUGACGAUUCUGUGUGUGGCUAUUUACAUGUAUAUCAAGCCAGUAUACUUUCUAAGUGACCCGGGUCUGUCGGCAUUCUUUGCAGCAAAACGUGCACAGUCACCCUGACUGGAAUAAUGAUGCGAUUCUGAAUACCAUUUGCUGUGUAUACAUUCAGAAACAUGAUCGAGGCAUGGUCAACAUAAACCCCUCAUGUCUGAUUGUUGUACAUGCAAGAUUUCAGCUUUGUGGAAAGUUUGGGAAUAAUGGCAGAUCAUGGGAACUAAAGGUGUUGCUGAGCUUGACAUGUUAUGCAUAACAUGCUGAUAUUGACAUUUUUUGUGUGAAACCUGUUUUCACAUUACUUAUGUUGUUUUUUCUGUCUUAAGUGACAAUGCUAACAGGGAACAUUUUGUUUGUGUCACAAUUCUCUAUAUUUCAGAGAUCACUACACAAUUUUAAAACAUUAAACAGUAGUUGCUAAUCAAUUUUCACUUGACUAAAAAUAUCGCUAAUCAAGAUUUUUAAAACAAAAUGUUCCCUGGCUAAUGAACUAAAAGUCAAAUGUUGUUGUCAAAUUGAUUUAUUUGUAUCGCGUCAGCUUUUGCAGUAUCACAAUAUACCUCUUAGUACCCAAUAUUAGAUGGGGAAUGGAAUUAUAAAGCAAGAUUGGCUAUUUUUAUUUUGGUGUCAUAUAUUGAAAUAUGCAGAUGUAUGUGUAUUUUAUAUAUAUAUAUAUAUAUAUAUAUAUAUAUGCAUAUAUGCAUAUAUAUGCAUAUAUAUUUAUUUCUAAGAAAUAAUUUUCAAAUGGAAUAAAAAUAUUACCAUAUCGUAAAUAUAACUUCUGUUUGUAAUUUUCUUUACUUGAAUCAGAAGUAUCUAUAUUAUUAUUGAUAAACGUUUCAUAUAUUUUUUGUUGAUCUACCUCAUCAGUACACGUACGUAAUAUGUUGAGGCUGUGAAAAUGUUUCAGAUUAUUCUUUUCUACAUCUGAUCCUUAUAAUUUAUUUACAUAAUUAAUUUCUUAAAACUUCUUUCUAUAACUACCUAAUUUUCUUCUUUCACGAAUAUCAUUUACAUCUUUCUUGUAUAUGGAUGUUAAAUGAUUUAGGCUUGAUAAUUAAUAUACUCAAUAAAACUGUCCUUUUCCUA